Messenger RNA from Triticum urartu, 4122 nucleotides. RefSeq lists its product as uncharacterized. Lineage: Eukaryota; Viridiplantae; Streptophyta; Magnoliopsida; Poales; Poaceae. Gene Ontology annotation, cellular component: plasma membrane. The record is from RefSeq and is a predicted model, not a curated record. Gene Ontology annotation, biological process: proteolysis. Gene Ontology annotation, molecular function: protein binding; cysteine-type peptidase activity.
CCGCCCUCCACUAUGUCCCCGCCACCGAGGGGAGGCCAGACGGCGCCCAGCACUCCAACCGCCAGGCGCCAGCCAGCUGCCCCGACUGCAGAGAGCCAACGAGCCGCGGUUGCCGCCAGAUCCGGGACCGGCUGGCGUGGGAGGUUAACGGCCUAACGCCAACCCUGCUGGGCAUUUCAAACGCAGUCAACUCUCCUGGUCUUUCCGAGAUCUACGCGCUCAACCGUUUUUUAUCAUCUCACCUCGGAUCAGCGUGGAGCAUCCAAUUCUUUAACAAACGUGUUAAUCUCCUCCAGGACUGGCAGAGACAUCACUGUCAAAUGUCUUCUCCGGAUAUUCAGGACACACCAAGAAUUGUUUCACCUACAGGGGCACCCUUGUAUAAAGUUGCUCCCGUAACAAAGAUUCUAGUUGAGCCAAGCAAGGCAUUGAAGUCUCCUUUCUUGGUGAAACGACAAUCUCUUCAUCGACCAGACACCAAAGUACUGGAGGGUUUGUAUCAUGACAUUACCACUAAUCCAUCACCCAUAUGGCAAUACCUUGAAGAUCUUCCGGAAUUAGUGAAGAUUGAGAAAAUGAUGAACGAUGAGAAAAAGCAGAAAAAAGAAAUAGCAAUGAGUAAUUGGCUAAAUUUUGUUGUUAGCAACAUGGGCAGAGAGGAUGCUCGUGACUUUUGGAAUACCAAGUGCCUCGGUUGGAGGCACUAUGCUGAUUCAAAAUGGGCAGAAAAAUCAAUGAGUCGACAUUUGGAUCCCAAGGAUCUCAAAAAAGUAUUCUAUGCUGGAUCAGUACUGUAUAACGCUUCACAAUCACAUAUGGUAUUCAUCCCAGUCUUUCAUGAUCACCAAUGGACUUUAUACGCUUUCAACAUGUGUGAUCAGAAGCUCAGCAUUCUGGACUCUCGACCAGAUACCACUAAAGGUGCUGAUCCCACCAAGCGGCACCAGAAAACGAGAUGCAACAUCUGUGAUGCACUUACCGUAACCAUGAACUAUGCAAUUGAUUUUCGUAGCUGGGAGUACCAGUUUCCCAAAGUACCUAGACAACAGGACAGCGGUGAUAGUGGAUUUUUCGUAUUCAAUUUCAUGCGCUUGUGGGACGGCCAUCAACUUGUUCGAUGGUUUCCGACUGAAUCAAGGGAGCUGCGGAAGGAUUUUUUGGCAUACAUACUCUUGUGCAAGGAUGACAAUGUAAAUCUGCCCGAUGAAGUUUCUUUGAAGAUUAAAAAUCUUCCUGGGGAGAUGAUGGAUUGCAUAUUGCACAAGGUUGCGAUGGAAGGCACUAGACUUGGUACUGGGAAUCAGGGAGAGCAUGUCGGUGUUGGUCCAUCUAAUAAUGCACCAUCUGAUCAUUCAAUUAACGUGGGCACAGAGCUAGAGGCAUCUACUGAAAGCUCCAAUGAGCUUGCUAAUGCUCAUUCAAGUUCCAGAAGAGAAGCUGCUGCAGCGUCUAGUACCGGAUAUCAGGGAGAGCAUGGUGGUGUUGGUUCAUCUAAUAAUGCACCAUCUGAUCAUUCAAUUACCUUGUUCACGGAGCCAGAGGCAUCUACUGAAAGCUCCAACGAACUUGAUGAUGCUUAUUCAAGUUCUAGUAGAGAAGCUGAUGCGGCGCUUGGAUAUCAGGGAGAGCAGGGCAGUGUACCAGCUGAUCAUUCAAUUACCAUGACAGCGGAGCCAGAUGCAUCUGCUGAAAGCUCCAACGAGCUCACUAAUGCUCAUUCAAGUUCCAGUAGAGAAGUUACUGCAGCGUUUAGCACUGGAUAUCAGGGAGAGCAUGGUGGUGUUAGUCCAUCUAAUAAUGGGCCAUCUGAUCAUAAACUUACCAUAGAGGUAUCCACUGUAAGCUCCAGCGUGCUUGCUAAUGCACAUGCAAGUUCCACUAGAGAAGUCGCUGCGGCAUCUGGUGCACCAGAUCCUGCAUUAGCAUCCUAUGAUUUUCUUAGUACAUGUCAUCGAGUCACCUCCGAUGGGGACGGGGUGCUCCAUAUUGCUGCAAGGUUUGGAAAUGUUGAACUAUUGCAUGACAUCUUGGAGAACCAUGAAACCCUCGCAGAAGUGCUUUUAUUAGCAGUGAACAACAGUGGAGAUACACCACUGCAUUGUGCAGCUGCAAGAGGGGGUAAUGACAUUGGCAAACUUUUCUUGGGACAUUUAAUGAAAGAGGAUACAGAUACAGUAACUGCCAAUCUUGGUUGGAACACAAUUCCCAGGUUUUUGAACAGAGAUACAACACUGAAUCGUGCGGCUCCUGGAGUCAAAUAUUUUUUGAAAAAUAUGGAGGACGAGAACAAGGAUGGUAUUGCCAUGUUUCUGAGGGCCCAAAAUCUCAAAGGAGAAACGUGCUUACAUGAGGCAGUGCGGCACGGCCAUGCUGAGAUUGUGAAGGCACUAAUUUCGAUGGACGAAAAAAUUGAUUACUCUGGCUGGCCCGCGCUGGUACAGAUAGUGGACAAUGAGGGUAUAUCUCCACUGUACUUGGCUACCACUAUACGAAGGAUUGAGAUCGUUGAGGCCCUCACAAGAAAGCAAAACAAGUAUUCGGCAUCAUUUGCAGGCCCUGCAGGAAAAACUGCAUUGCAUGCUGCCGUGGUUCUCCUCGACGAAGGACUGGUUGAGAUUCUGCUGAAAUGGAAGGCAGGUCUUACAUCGCAGGUAGAUGAAUCCGGCAGCACUCCUCUGCAUUUUUUGGCAUCACUCUCCUUGGAACGCAGGGAACACAACACUAUUUUGUUCCUACUCUACAAGUUGCAACGAGAUCUUAAUAUUGUGAUAAAGUUUCUGUGCUGCAAACCACCCCAAGACUCGGGUAUCGUAGAAUUUAUUAUGGAAAAAGACCCACUUUCCGCAUUGUAUGUGGACUGUACGGGAUCGAUGCCCAUACACAUUGCCGCUGCACAUGGGAGACUUGAUACAGUAAAGAAGUUGCUCAAAGAGUGUUCUUAUUGCGAGACAUCACGCAAUGCUUCUGGCCAGACCUUCCUUCAUGUUGCAGUCGAGAAGGAAAAGCUCAAUAUUGUGGAUUAUGUUUGCGGUGAAAAGAAAUUCAACAAAAUUCUGAACGCAGAGGAUCAAGAUGGGAAUACUGCCCUUCAUCUAGCCGUAAAUAGUGCAAGUGAGAAAGUUGUAUGCACUUUAAUGCAGAACAGGGAGGUUUGCCUCAACUUUGCAAACAAGGAGGGGCGGACGCCUCUUGACCUGGCAUUCUUGAGGCUUCACCCUGAUGUGAUAUGCAUGAAGGGGCCUCGGGAGUGGAUAUUUUUCGACUUGUUGCAUGGCGGUGGUGAUUUUGGUGUCGGUAGUUGGGACCAGCUUGCCAAAGAUGUUGUUAAACCAGACUGGGAGAAGGAAUCGGAAAGAGUGGGCAAGUCGGCAUCCAUGCUGGCCGUGUGCGCGGUACUCAUCCUGAAUGCAGCACUCUUGGCGCCCUUCAACGUGAUCAAGCAGAUGGACAAGGACGCUCCCUUCAAUAUGCUUGCUUUCCAAACCUUUGUGGUUUCCGACUCCAUCGCGUUUGUCUGCUCUGCAGCGGCCACAUAUUUCUGUGCGCGUGCUGGUUUUGCCAUGUCAGAUGGCUGGGCGCGCUUGAAAAACCUGAUUACUGGGACAUUUGCCCUUGUUGUCGCAGCCCUGGGUCUGAUGAUCACUGUGGCUCUGGCACUCUUCCUGGUGUUACCUGGGGGUACUGGGUUUUUACCCAUUCUUAUUGCAGGCUUGGGCAUUUUCUCCCAGCUGUUCUUCGGCUUCUUAAGAUCCUGGGUCACAUCCACCUUUGCUCAUCUGAGAGCUAUAAGGGCUAGAGCUGGUACUCUACGACUCGUCUGCAUCCUGCUGUUUCAGCACAGUGCUAUACAGCCAGUGUGGGUGGUUCCUUCAGGAUCUACUAGUCUGUUAUGGUCAGUAGCAUUUGUCGUGGCUGCGUUUGCCAUAACCAUAUCACUCACAACAAAAUUUGCCGGGGGAGCAUAGUUAUGUUUUUUAUUUUUUUACUGAGCUUCAAGUAACUUUCAAGAUGUUGCCCUCGCCAUCUGUACUAUUACUUUCCCAGCCAUCUCUUUUUUUUUUGCGGGAUACUUUCCCAACCAUCUCAUUAGUAAUAAAUGCUGAAAUGGCAGAACUUGAUCUC